Molecule: messenger RNA, 2218 nt
Organism: Cottoperca gobio
Lineage: Eukaryota; Metazoa; Chordata; Actinopteri; Perciformes; Bovichtidae
Gene: cers5
Product: ceramide synthase 5
Biological process (GO): ceramide biosynthetic process
Cellular component (GO): membrane
Molecular function (GO): sphingosine N-acyltransferase activity; DNA binding
Source: RefSeq, a predicted model, not a curated record
CUGUAACCUGACCUGAGCUCAGCCAGGCUGCCACUCUAAACUCUUCACCUUUACCAUUUUCUAGACGUGUCUACUCCAACCUUUCUUUUUAGCACACGUCCUGCCUCAGCUCUCUGCAGUAAAGUUCAGUGAGGCAAGUCAUCGCACAAGUGUCCCAGGGGCAGGAGGCUUUCAUCAAGUUUCCCACAUCCUUUUCUUCCGGAUAAUAAACUAAUUUAUUCGAACCGUCCGGGGACCGGGACACGGGAAACAUGGCUGCUAUUUCAGCCUGGUUCUGGAACGAGAGGUUCUGGCUCCCACACAAUGUAACCUGGGCGGAUCUGGCUGACCCAGCUCCCGGGGUGGAGUACCCCAAAGCCGGACACUUGUUUUCUGCCUUACCGCUGGCUUUGGGGAUGUUCGCCUUCAGGCUUCUCUUCGAAAGGUUUAUUGCGAGCACUUGCGCCCGGAGACUCCACAUCCAGCCCGGUGCUGGAAGGAGAGCUCAGCCCAAUGCAGUGCUGGAGAAAGUGUUUACAUCCAUCACCAAGAAUCCAGACUCUCGCCAUCUGGACGGCCUGUCCAAGCAGCUGGACUGGGAGGUGCGAAAGGUCCACCGUUGGUUCAGAAACCGCAGGAACCAAGAUAAACCCAGCACACACACUAAAUUCUGUGAGAGCAUGUGGAGGUUUACAUUUUAUUUGUUCAUAUUUACCUGUGGGUUCCGGUUUCUGUGGCAGUCUCCUUGGAUGUGGGAUACACGGCAUUGCUGGUACGGUUAUCCCUAUCAGGUCAUGACUCCGGGUCUUUACCGCUACUAUGUGACAGAACUGGCCUUCUACUGGUCCCUCAUGUUCUCCCAGUUCACUGACAUUAAAAGAAAGGACUUCCUGAUCAUGUUCAUCCAUCACUUAGCGACUGUUGGCCUGAUCAGCUUUUCUUACGUCAACAACAUGACACGAGUUGGGAGCCUUGUGAUGUGCGUACACGAUGCCUCUGACUUCCUGCUGGAGGCAGCCAAGCUGGCAAACUAUGCCAAGUUCCAGCGCUCGUGUGACUUCCUCUUCAUUGUGUUUAGUGUGGCGUUCUUCAUCACACGACUAGUUAUAUAUCCAAUAUGGGUCCUGAACUCCACUAUGUUUGAGAGCUGGGCCAUAGUCGGGCCGUACCCGUCCUGGUGGCUCUUCAACUUCUUGCUGCUGGUUCUCCAAGUGCUGCAUAUCAUCUGGUCCUACCUCAUAGCACGUAUAGCUGUCAAAGCCAUGCUGCGGGGCAAGGUGUGCAAAGAUGUCCGCAGUGACAUAGAGAGCAGCUCAGAGAAUGAGCCCGACACGCCCACAGAAGGCCCCAAGGCUUAUUGUCAUUCUCCCAAGGGAGAAAACGGCACUAACGGCCACUGUGCUGCUGCCAAAGCUCGACUGCAGAACCACAGCAGCUGGUGACACGAAGCUGGGAGCCCCCUGCAGUUCAUCCCUCACAACUUCUCCAAGAGCUUUGUUUGUCUUUUGGAAUUCCCUUGACGUGCAAGACUCGCACAUAAACACACACACACACACAGAUUUGUGAACUGACGAUGGAUACACUGACAUUUGCUUUGAAGAGCCCCGUAAUGACAUGUACAGCACAGCUCAAGAGGCUACAUGUAAAAGUGGAAAUGAUAUGGAAAUCAGUUGACGCAAGCGAUUUACAUAUAGUCUUAUUUUUCAAACGAUGGGAUUUACUUUGUGCUGCAGAUGUUGAUUGGUUUCAGUGUUCUCUCCCAGUUUUAUUGGUCGGAUGAACUUGAUUGUUUUUGUGUUAAGGGUUAAUUCACACUGCAUCACAAAGGGCAGAAAACACUAAUAUGUGAUGUUACAGCAGGUAUUAUAUAUAUGCAUAACUGUAUAAGUAACUUAUUAUGGCUGUGGUUUUAUCAGCUCUUAAAAUAAGGGCACCUGCAGUAAGUGUGUGUGUGUGACCAGAAGUGCACACUUGAAAGUUUAUACAGCAGUUUUUGCCUUCUGCGAUUUAUUGUGGAUUAUUCCUUUAACGACGUUGUUUGGCAACUUUGUGACUUGUUUAUUUCUGUUUUACGGUUGUUUUUUUACGACUUCUGAGACCAAAUGUUUAUGAGAUUUGUCACAAUCCUAUGCCUAUAAAGGAGGAAUCCAGGUAUGAGGACUAUACUAAAUGUCUGGUAUCAUGUUCUCACUUGAGUGCCUUGUAAAGAUAUAUUUCCAAAUAUACUCUGUUGUUGAAA